Messenger RNA from Camelus dromedarius (Arabian camel), 2001 nucleotides. It is a transcript of the gene MSC, whose product is annotated as musculin. The transcript has 2 exons. Gene Ontology annotation, molecular function: DNA-binding transcription factor activity, RNA polymerase II-specific; RNA polymerase II transcription regulatory region sequence-specific DNA binding; protein dimerization activity. The coding region runs from base 368 to 964 and encodes 198 amino acids. Gene Ontology annotation, biological process: skeletal muscle tissue development; regulation of transcription by RNA polymerase II. The record is from RefSeq and is a predicted model, not a curated record. Lineage: Eukaryota; Metazoa; Chordata; Mammalia; Artiodactyla; Camelidae.
CUUCCCCGCCCCACCAGCAGAUCCUCUGCACUCAGAAAAUCGGUCCCCACCCUUUCCACGCCCCCGCCCCACCUCUUGCCCCACUUUCCAACCCCCUGUUCUUUGCCCGGGGUGGUUUGCUCCGAGCAGUAUGGAUAAAUAGACCUGUCAAAAGGCGCAGCGCGCGGUUGUGAGCGCUGAGCCUGGGCCAGGGCGCUGACUUCUCGGCCGCGCUCUCACGGGGCAGCGGCGGGGCUCCGCGCUUCCCGGCCGCGGUAUCUAGAGCUCAAGGGAGUUCAGCCUGUCCCCCCGCCUCCGCAAGCGAGCGGAAGGCGGAGACCGCGAGGCUGGCCUGGAGGAGGAAGGCGGGGACGUGGGGGACACAGCGAUGUCCACCGGCUCGGUGAGCGACCCCGAGGAGAUGGAGCUGCGGGGUCUGCAGCGGGGGUACCCGGUCCCCGCCUCCAAGAGGCCGCCCCUCCGCGGCGCCGAUCGCAGCUACAUCUCGCCCAGUGACAACUCUUCUGCGGAGGAGGAAGACCCCGACGGCGAGGAGGAGCGCUGUGCCCUGGGAGCGGCCCGCGGCGCGGGAGGCUGCAAGAGGAAGCGGCCCCGGGUGGCGGGGGGCGGCGGCGGCAAGAAGCCCCUCCCGCCCAAGGGCUCGGCCGCCGAGUGCAAGCAGUCGCAGAGGAACGCGGCCAACGCCCGCGAGCGCGCCCGGAUGCGCGUGCUGAGCAAAGCCUUCUCCCGACUCAAAACCAGCCUGCCCUGGGUGCCCCCCGAUACCAAACUUUCCAAGCUGGACACGCUCCGGCUGGCUUCCAGUUACAUCGCGCACCUGCGGCAGCUGCUGCAGGAGGACCGCUACGAGAACAGCUACGUGCACCCGGUGAACCUGACUUGGCCUUUUGUGGUCUCGGGACGACCCGACUCUGACACCAAAGAAGUUGCCGCAGCUAACAGAUUAUGUGGGACCACCGCUUAGAAGGAGCGCCAACUCGACAGGAUUAUUGGUUAAGCGCCUGGGUUUGGGGGCCAAGGAGAGAAGCGAGACCGAGUGAGAAACCCCAGAAAUGGGAAGUUCCAUUGGAUUCUCCUAGACUCCCCCACCCCGGAACUGUGAACUCAACAGGUGGCGGGCGUUGGGGGCAGAGCCUGAGGGUCGGAGGCGCAGUUGUCAUCACAGGGCGCGGAUUGCUAGGCUGCCACGCGUCCGGGCGACGACACUUUACGCACGGACACAGAUCCAACCUUGGCUUUUAGCAGUGUAGACUAACCCCGGCGCUGCAGUCUGAGCCCAGGCCAGCCGCCCAAGCGUUAGUUUGCAAGCUAAGCCAGAUACACAUCUGCGGUGGCACGACUCUGCACAGGCCAGGCCCUCACGGUUAGGCAGUGGUUAGAACGCGCUCUCCAUGGUCGGCUUUAAAAACAGAGGUCUUCACGUAAGACCUACAUCGGGGUAAGCUCUUCAGUUGCAAAGAGAGGAGUGUGGCACACCUGGCCCAGGUUUGUACCCUACAGGUCAGCUCCCCCUGCGGGACGGACUGUGCCCUCUCGGUGCGGGGAGAGGGGGAGGCGCGCUUUCAGAGGCCAAACCCCGCUGGGUUUUCCCGGGAGCUUCUCAGCAGUUCGGCCUCCGGUAUGGCGAAGCCCUUCACUCCCCGCAGGCUCCCGUCUCUUCCUAACCGGGCUCCCGUCUACCCUCCUCCCCUUCUAGGCUCGAACCUCCCACAGGCCUCCCACCACCAACCUAGCUGGGCCUCCUUCGGGGCCUCUCUCUACUCCCUCCUCCCACACCUACUUGCAGCCCACUCACCCCACGUCCCCUGCAACUCCUGACUGUCCCCGCCUGGCCUCCCAUCUCCAAGCUCAGGUGGCCUCCUCCUCCUCCAACACUGCCUCCCGGCGCCGCCCACGUUUUCCUCCGUGGCAGGACCUCGGGCUGGACCGCGGAGGCUGUUCGGUACCUAGUGACCUGCUCAAGGGGACCGCCUCGCUGCCCCAGGCUGCACUACCAUAAUU